CUUGAUGCUUCCGGCAGUGAAAGACCCGGCCAAUGCCUGUCUGGAACGAGCUGCGGCCAAGCUAAUCGAGGAUCGAGUAACAAUUUUUAGCAUUUAUGAGUCAAGGAACAAAGGGCAACCUAAGCCACUAAGAUGUGUCAAUUAUCUGCGCGGAGUUAGAAUGUCCCGAUAAAACUGGUAGAAAAUUUAGGUGGUGCCUUCAAGUUGAUUUCCUCGAAAUUCUGAACCAAUCAUUAUGGCUGAUCCUAGAGAAGCUUUAGAUAAAUCUGUCCAAGAACAGGGCAACAAGAUUCGUCAAUUGAAGACUGAAAAGGCAGAAAAAUCUGUCAUUGAUGCUGAAGUUGCCAUCCUCAAAGAUUUGAAAGCCCAGCUUGCUGCCAUGGACGGCACACCAGCCGCUGCAGACGCCUCCAAGAAAUCCAAGGAGAAGGUUGCUAAGAACUCUUUCACCCUCAAGGUUGCCAAGGGUACCAAAGAUUAUAACGACAAGGAGAUGGCUAUCCGAGAAAAAGUGUUCUCCACCAUCACUACAGUUUUCAAGAAACACGGCGCUGUUACCAUCGACACUCCUGUUUUUGAACUGAAGGAAGUUCUCACCGGAAAGUAUGGCGAAGACAGCAAGUUGAUCUACGAUCUGAAAGACCAGGGUGGCGAAGAAUGCUCCCUUCGUUAUGAUUUGACCGUUCCUUUUGCUCGCUUCUUGGCUAUGAACGGCAAGGAAUACCAAAAUUUCAAGCGAUACCACAUUGCCAAGGUCUAUCGACGCGAUCAGCCUGCUAUGACCAAAGGAAGAAUGCGCGAAUUCUAUCAAUGCGAUUUUGACAUUGCUGGUGUCUACGACCCUAUGAUUCCCGAUGCCGAAAUUCUUCGUAUUGUUGUUGAGGCUUUAACCGCUCUCGAUGUCGGUGAAUUCACUGUUAAGUUGAACCACAGAAAGAUCCUUGAUGGUAUCUUCGAAGUCUGCGGAGUUCCAGCUGAAAAGAUCAGACCCAUCUCAUCUGCUGUCGACAAGCUUGACAAGCUCCCUUGGGAGGAUGUCCGUAAGGAAAUGGUUCAAGACAAGGGUCUUGCUCCCGAAUCCGCUGACCAGAUUGGUGAAUUCGUGAAGCUGAAGGGUGGAAAGGAUCUCUUGGAUAUUCUUUACAAGAACGAAAAGCUUACUGCAAAUGCUAGUGCCUUGAAGGGUCUCGACGAUAUGAAGCUUCUGUACAGCUACCUGGAAGCUUUCCAGGUCGAUCAUAGAAUGUCUUUUGACUUGAGUUUGGCAAGAGGCUUAGAUUACUACACUGGUAUUAUCUAUGAAGCAGUUACUGACAAGUCAGCUCCACCAAAACUCGCAGAAGGCCAACGGCCCUCCAUUAAGAAGGGAGGCGAUGAAGUUGACGAAUCUACUGUCGGUGUUGGAUCCAUUGCUGCUGGUGGAAGAUAUGAUGAGCUUGUCGGUAUGUUCUCAGGUACCAACAAGAAGGGAGAGCCAAACUUGAAGAUUCCAUGCGUCGGUAUCUCCAUUGGUGUUGAACGAGUGUUCUCCAUUCUUCUUGCGAAGCAAAAGUUGGAAGAUAUCAAGAGUAAUGAGGUUCAGGUCUUGGUUGCCUCCAUGUCUGGUCUCCUCCCUGAACGUAUGCAAAUUGCAAGAGAGCUUUGGGACGCCGAUGUCAAGGCAUCAUACAUGUUUAAGGUCAAGCCUAAGCUUCUCAAGCAAUUCGAAAUGUGCGACAAGGAUCAAAUACCCCUUUGUGUCAUCAUCGGUGAGGAUGAGCUUGCUAAAGGUGAAGUCAAGAUCAAGGAUAUGAGGUCCAAGGAUCCAUCACAAUCUGGUGGCGCAACUGUCAAGCGAUCCGAAAUGAUUGAAUAUAUUAAGGAGUACUUGGCACGACAGUAGAUAAUGAAAUUGAAAUUAGAGCAUUAUCCAAAUCUAAGCGUCCACGGUGACAUUUGGUUUUCAAAUUUUCACAAUAUAAUCAAUAAAAGAACACAAAUAAAGAAAAAUAUAUUCAU
Molecule: messenger RNA, 1998 nt
Organism: Umbelopsis ramanniana AG
Lineage: Eukaryota; Fungi; Mucoromycota; Umbelopsidomycetes; Umbelopsidales; Umbelopsidaceae
Exons: 8
Coding region: 236-1882 (548 amino acids)
Biological process (GO): mitochondrial translation; histidyl-tRNA aminoacylation
Cellular component (GO): mitochondrion
Molecular function (GO): ATP binding; histidine-tRNA ligase activity
Source: RefSeq, a predicted model, not a curated record